AUGAAUCAAUCCCAGAAUGCCAUUUUUACAUCACCAAUGGGUGAAGAAAACCUCAUGAAUAACAACCACAAAGACUCGGAGAGCAUCACUGAUGUCUGUUCCAAUGAGGAUCUCUCUGAAGUUGAGCUGGUGAAUUUGCUAGAAGAACAGCUACCCCAGUAUAGACUAAAAGCUGACUCUCUCUUUCUAUAUGAAAAUCAAGACUGGACUCGGUCCCCCCACCGGCAGCAUCAUGCAUCUGGAACCCUCUCUCCAGUCCUUGCUGAAGAGACUUUCCGCUAUAUGAUUCUAGGCACAGACAGGGUGGAGCAGAUGACCAAAACUUACAAUGACAUCGACAUGGUUACACAUCUCCUGGCAGAGAGGGAUCGUGAUCUGGAGCUAGCUGCUCGCAUUGGACAAGCUCUCUUAAAGCGAAAUCAUGUCUUGUCUGAGCAGAAUGAAGCCCUGGAGGAGCAGCUGGGACAAGCUUUUGACCAAGUCAAUCAAUUACAGCAUGAGCUAUCCAAGAAAGAUGAGUUACUUAGAAUUGUCUCCAUCGCUUCAGAAGAGAGUGAGACUGAUUCCAGCUGUUCUACACCUCUUCGGUUUAAUGAGUCUUUCAGCUUAUCUCAGGGCUUGCUGCAGUUGGACAUGCUGCAAGAAAAGCUCAAGGAACUGGAGGAAGAGAAUAUGGCUCUUCGGUCCAAGGCUUGUCACAUAAAGACAGAAACUAUUAGCUAUGAAGAGAAGGAGCAACAGCUUGUCAGUGACUGUGUUAAGGAACUUCGUGAAACAAAUGCUCAGAUGUCCAAAAUGACUGAAGAAUUGUCUGGGAAGAGUGAUGAACUGAUGCGAUAUCAAGAAGAGAUCUCCUCUCUUUUGUCUCAAAUUGUAGAUCUUCAGCACAAACUUAAAGAGCAUGUGAUUGAGAAGGAAGAACUGAGACUGCACCUGCAAGCUUCCAAAGAGGCCCAAAGACAGCUGACAUUGGAGUUACAUGAAUUACAAGACAGGAAUAUGGAGUGUCUAGGAAUGUUACAUGAAUCCCAAGAAGAAAUAAAGGAACUUCGUAGUAGAUCUGGCCCUGCUGCUCAUCUCUACUCCCAAUCGUUUGGAGCUUUUUCUGGGGAAUCUCUGGCAUCUGAGAUUGAGGGGACCAUGCGUAAAAAGUUGAGUUUGGAUGAGGAAUCGUCUCUCUUUAAACAAAAGGCCCAACUGAAACGGGUAUUUGAUACAGUCAGGAUUGCCAAUGACACACGGGGCUGCACUGUCCCAUUCCCAGCUCUACUAUCCAUUCCAGGCUCCAACCGAUCAAGUGUCAUCAUGACAGCAAAACCUUUCGAGUCUGGUGUACAGCAAACAGCAGAAAAAACCCUCCUGAGCCAGAGGAGCAGCUCGGAGGAGGCUCCAGGGAACGUUCAGAAGCUGGGUCAACCACAACCCUCUGAAGAUAGUGAUUUGGCUACAGCACUGCAUCGCCUUAGUCUGCGGCGACAAAACUACUUAAGUGAGAAGCAGUUCUUUGCUGAAGAAUGGGAGCGGAAGAUCCAGGUUCUGGCUGAUCAGAAAGAAGGGGUUAGUGGCUGUGGCACCCCCACCGAGAGCCUUGCCUCUCUCUGCACUGACCAGUCGGAGACCACGGACUUCAGCAGUACCAGCUGCCUUCGGUGUUUUAUGCCUGAAAAAUUACAAAUUGUCAAGCCUCUUGAAGGAUCACAAACUCUGCACCACUGGCAGCAGCUUGCUCAACCAAACUUAGGAACCAUUCUUGACUCACGUCCUGGUGUCAUCACUAAAGGCUUUACCCCGUUGCCUAAGGAUGCCAUCUAUCACCUCUCAGAUCCAGAAGAGGACGAAGAAGGUAUCACUUUCCAGGUCCAGCAACCUCUUCAAGUGGAACAGAAACCUGCAGAUCCCAAGCCAGUAACAGGAAUCUUUCUACCGCCCAUUACUUCAGCAGGUGGUCCAGUUACAGAAGUCUGUGCUUCUGUUGCAGCUUCAAACCCAGGAAAAUGUCUGUCAUGCACAAACUUAACAUUUACCUUCACCACCUGUAGGAUAUUACACCCCUCCGAUGUCACUCAGGUUACUCCCAGCUCUGGGUUCCCUUCGUUAUCCUGUGGAAGUAGCAGUGGCAGUUCAUCAAGCACAGCAGUGAAUUCUCCUGCUACGUCCUAUAGACUCAGCAUUGGUGAAUCGAUCACCAACCGACGAGAUUCCACUGUAACCUGCAGCAGCACCAUAGGCUUGGCCAAACUUCUACAAGAGCGAGGCAUUUCUGCUAAAGUGUACCACAGCCAAGUUCCUGAGAACCCCCUCCUUCAGCCUCUCCCUAAAGUCCUGGAUAUCCCUUCCACACCCCCAAAUUCACCAUCUCACUCACCUUGCCCUUCUCCUUUGCCCUUUGAGCCUCGAGUACAUCUCUCUGAAAAUUUUUUGGCCUCACGACCGGCUGAAACAUUCCUGCAGGAGAUGUAUGGCUUGAGGCCUUCCCGGAGCCCUCCUGAUGUUGGCCAGUUGAAGAUGAACUUAGUAGACAGGCUGAAGAGGCUGGGCAUAGCCAGAGUGAUCAAGACCCCCGAUGCCCAGGAACAUGGAAGAAGCCAAGAGGCAGAAAUUGGUCUUCGAAGACCAGACUCUGCUGUUUAUUUAAAUUCAGGUAACAAUUUAUUGAGUGGAUUGAGGAGGAAUCAGAGUCUUCCAAUCAUCAUGGGUAGUUUUGGCACCUCAGUUUGCACAUCCUCACCCAAAAUGGAUAACCUGAAGGAGGAGUGA
Pipistrellus nathusii (Nathusius's pipistrelle) is the source of this 2757-nucleotide messenger RNA. NCBI's taxonomy places the organism in Eukaryota, Metazoa, Chordata, Mammalia, Chiroptera, Vespertilionidae. The record is from the annotation of a GenBank genome assembly.